This is a messenger RNA of Haplochromis burtoni (Burton's mouthbrooder), 1024 nucleotides long. RefSeq lists its product as uncharacterized. Bases 242 to 979 code for a protein of 245 amino acids. The record is from RefSeq and is a predicted model, not a curated record. NCBI's taxonomy places the organism in Eukaryota, Metazoa, Chordata, Actinopteri, Cichliformes, Cichlidae. The transcript is spliced from 4 exons.
UCAAGGUCAAUUUACUCAAUUUACUUUAUUCACAAUUUACCUGAGAGUGUGAAUCAACGUGCAUUCGGUAGCACAAUCGGUAGCACUCAAAGUUGCCUAAACUUAGUCUAAUUCAAAACAAAUGCAUAUGCAUGCAUAAAUGUUUUUCUGCAUCUGUUGUAAUUAAACCUUUCCAAUCAGGUGGAUCUUAUUGUUUUAAACAAGUCAACCCAGUGAAUCUGAAAUACUAUAACCUGAUAUUAUGUAUUUAGCUAAAGUUUCACUUAACUGCUGUUUGCAUGUAAAUUUUAAGUGGCAGGAAAACACUGUGGUGUUCAGUCUUCCAGAAAAUUUCUUAAAAGUGACAUGUAUUACAUAUGCUGUGUUAGAAAGGCUUUUUUCUGAUGUGUAUGAAAUUUUGCAGAGCGCUGCUGAAGUCCAAGACAGCCUCACAGCAAAGAGAGUCUCUGCACGGCUAUCAGAGAGGAGGAGAAAGCCUGGAGCCUGUAGACCGUGUCAGUGUUUCAAGGAUGAGCAGCACACUCAAGUGAAACGCCAGCGCUCUCCAAGUGCAGUCAUCCUUCCCCAGAAAAGGAGGAAAACCAAGGCCUCUACCUCGGACACGUUCACAAGACCAUCAGCCACCAUCCCUGAUUCUGAGCUGCCUCCGGUCUCAAAUACAGCCCACAAUCUUCGACCCUCUACUGUUGCACCUCGGCCAGACAGCCCUCUAAUGAUCCACAACCGCUCAGUAGAAGAGUACCAGCAGGUGUACCAUGAAGUGGUUGAUGAUAUGCUGAGAGACGAGAACGGACAGCUCCGUCCAUACAGUUUGGAGCUGGGACGCCUCAUAAAGAAGAAGCUAUGGGAGAGACUGAACCGUCCCACCAUGAUUAUGUCUAUUGAUGAAGACGGCCGCCUUCACGUGGACGUGAGUUACGGAGCUGAAGAGUGUCCUCCUGAAUUUAAUGUGGGUACUACAAAAGAACCCGAGUGCUGAGCUGAACAGCUCAGAGAAACAGUGAAACACAGUUACUGAGUCUGU